GCCCGGACCUGGAGCAGUGCAGGAGCGGGUGGCCGUUUGUAAACUUUCCCUGCCUGUGCAUGCUCCCUGGAAGUGCACGGCACCACAAUCUAGUGUCCAUUGCUGUACGGGACCUCUGUACACAGUGGAGCACCAAUCGUCAGACGGGACCUCUGUACGAGGUCCCGAUCAUGGGAUCACUGAUUGGGCAAUCAGUGAUCACAUGAAGAGUAGUAAGCAAGAUGUCACUUGUGACAUCAUUGCUUACUACGUGUGAAAUCUGUGAAUGAUCACAGAGGUCACAUGGUACAAGGCUAUUCACAACAGCCUUGUACCAUGUGACAAGCUGUGACCAAUCACAGCUCACUCAGUA
Messenger RNA from Staurois parvus, 352 nucleotides. NCBI's taxonomy places the organism in Eukaryota, Metazoa, Chordata, Amphibia, Anura, Ranidae. The record is from the annotation of a GenBank genome assembly.